Messenger RNA from Capsicum annuum, 850 nucleotides. RefSeq lists its product as uncharacterized. The transcript is spliced from 5 exons. The record is from RefSeq and is a predicted model, not a curated record. Bases 151 to 744 code for a protein of 197 amino acids. NCBI's taxonomy places the organism in Eukaryota, Viridiplantae, Streptophyta, Magnoliopsida, Solanales, Solanaceae.
AGAAUGACUCAUCUCCGUGCACAUCCAGAAAUUUGAUCUCUGCUUUUAUGAUGGCAUCAACCACUAGCAGCAGUGAGGCUUUCCAAAACCGUGAAAUUGAAAGAGCUUUAAAUUUGUUAGGCAAGGAGAAUCAAGCUCGAGCUAAGAUUUAUGACAAGUUACAAGAAAGAAAGGUACCCAAAAGAUUUCGGGCACUUAUCGCGCAACUCUUGGACAGUUUUAAUUUACAUAACCAAAAUGAACUUCUGGACUCUGUAUUAUAUUGAUUUUCUUGACAGAGAAAACUUAGCUGAGAAAAUAAGAAGUCAACUACCCUAUCCAUAUUCAUAUGAGUCAAGGAGAAGGAAAUUUGAAUAUACGGAACAAACUUUCUUGGAUUUAUAUGGUACAAGUGAAGCAAAACCGAAUGAACCUCUAUCGAUUAAGACUUUAUAUUGCAAGACAAGACACAAGAAUAAUUGUUUAGCUGAUGAAAAGAAGAUGUUUCGGGAGAUAACAACAGCAUUAAAGAUAAAAGAGAUUGAAAGUACCAAAGAUGCCAAAGUAGUUUACAAUAAGGUUCUCUACAAUCAAACACGUUUUACGGGAAGGACGUCCAAUGCCAACGUGGAAAGGCUGAAACAAAAAAUGCAAGUUAUUACAAAGGACAUUAGAUCUAUCGAGAACCAUUUAGAAAGAAUAAACAAAAAGAAAGACCAAAUUUAUGCACAACUUCUUAUACUCCGUAAACCAAAUAUUUUAUGAUGGAUUAAUUGCGUGGAAAUACAAUUGAUCGAAGUACAUUGUCAAAGUGAGCUCAUAUUUAUUUUUUUCCCCGUUUAGAACUAAAAAGAAAGUUCACUCAUUAACC